AUGCCUGAUCUUUUGCUUGCUGCAUCCCGCUACAAGAAAAAGCAUCCCUCUGAGAGUUUUGCCAGUGUUUCACUUCGCUACAACAUCCCAAAAACCACCCUGUACAACCGCUUCAAAGGAGUUCACUCCCCCCGAGGGAACAAUGUCGCUCGAGCCCUCUCCAUCCCCCAAGAAUACAGACUUAUCAACAAAAUCAAUGAGUAUGCCAAUCGUGGAACCCUUCUUACCCCUCGGUUUGUGAAAGAGCUUGCAGAAGCUGCGGUAGGACGGUCACUUGGUCAAAAUUGGACCUCACGCUUCCUCCUUCGUCAUCGAGAUCGUCUCUCCUCUCAAUACAACACAUACCAAGAGCUUUCUAGACUUCGAGCAGACAAACCAGAGACAAGAAAAGCGUGGUAUUCCCUGGUAAAGCGUGUUAUCGACUCCGGACUCUAUCCCCCUCACUGCAUGUUCAAUAUGGAUGAAUCGGGUUUUGAUCUCUCAUAUGAGCGCAGAGUUCGACGUGUAACUCCUCGAGCACACAAACGUAAUACACAAGCUGUCGGACCCAAUAGUGAACACAUCACCUCUAUUGCCUGCAUUGGAGUCGACAUCAAUGCUCCUCAGGUACCACCAACGAUCAUCUAUCAAGGAAUGGGACAGGUUCUGCCAGCUUGGACUCAAGUGAGGGAACCAGACAUAGUACAAAAGGGGAUGGUAACACAAUCAGGUUGGAGCAAUACCUAUAUCUGUCAAAAGUGGUUGACCGAUGUCUUUGAUCCAGCCACUCGUGACCAUGUUCCCCCUCACUGCCGACGACUUCUUUUCCUUGAUGGAGCGGACCCCCAUGUCAAAGUCGAGUUCCUUGAAUUGUGUUGGAGUAGGAACAUUGUUGUCAUCAUCUUUCCAGCUGGAUUGACAGGAGAACUCCAACCAUUGGAUGUAGAUUUCUUCAAUCACCUCAAGCGCACCUUCUUCAACCAACUGGAUGAUUAUCAACGUGGGAGUUGUUUAUCUCGAGCAGCGAAGGGGAUGUUUUGGAGAUGGCAUCAAGUAGCGUGGAAGGGAACGAUGCAGGAUAAUCAGAUCAAGGCAGCUUGGCGGAAAGCAGGAUUGUGGCCACUGGAUCCUGAAGUCAUGGGUGCGGUCGAUCUACCUACUUCAUCUAUUCCCCCUAUUCCGACCACACCUCCUCCACAAGGCUCUUCACCUGAUCUUGAAACCCCACGGAACUAUCAGCGCCUCCGAAAAUACUCGUCUCUUAUCCGGCAGGGUGUGCUGGAUCCAAAACAGGCAUUUGAGAAGGCAAGGAAGGGAUUGGAAGAGUCAUUGGCGGAUUGUGCAUUUAAGGAUAGGGAGGUGAAGGACAUGCGGGCAGCAAUGACAUUGGAUAAGGAAGCCAGGGGAAGUAGGAAGCGUGCGAUCUACAAAGAUGGUGAAGUCUUUGACCCGGAGUACCAGGAGCGGAAUGUAGAAGCACUUGCCAAAAGAAAGAAGGCAGAGCAGGAAUCUAGGAUGAAGAAGAAAACGGCUGCGCUGGCUGGUAAGUCGAAAGGGAAGCAACGUGCUUCCCCUGCCUCCAGGAGGUGCUCUGCGGGUCCCUCUACUAUUGCUUGA
Tremella mesenterica DSM 1558 is the source of this 1596-nucleotide messenger RNA. RefSeq lists its product as uncharacterized. The record is from RefSeq and is a predicted model, not a curated record. Gene Ontology annotation, cellular component: nucleus. Gene Ontology annotation, molecular function: DNA binding. Lineage: Eukaryota; Fungi; Basidiomycota; Tremellomycetes; Tremellales; Tremellaceae. The coding region runs from base 1 to 1596 and encodes 531 amino acids. The transcript is spliced from 2 exons.